CGGAAUCGGUUGCGGUUCUUUUUCUGUUUGUCACCGUUUCUCCAGUGCAGUAAAAGAGGAGUGGUUUCAGUUAGUGGUGUCUGGGGAUAGCAGGAGAGCUGCAGCCGAACCGAGAGGGGAACCCGGUUGCUGUUGUGUGAGACCCGGCCUCGUGGGUCGCGGCUCGGGUCAGCCCGGCGGGCGCUUAGGCAGUCCAGGUUAUAGACGAUUUGUGAAAUGAGUGACUCUGAUGAUGACGAGACCCCCCGGCUAUCUUCGCACACCUUAGCAGCCCUCCAGGAAUUUUAUGCUGAGCAGAAGCAACAAAGCGACCCAGGUGGGGAUGAUAAAUACAACAUUGGAAUAAUAGGAGAGAACUGGCAAUUGAGCCAGUUUUGGUACAGUCAGGAAACUGCUUUGCAACUUGCGAAGGAAGCCAUUGCGGCUGCUGGAGAACGAGGCAGAAUAGCCUGUGUGAGCGCCCCCAGUGUUUACCAGAAACUGAGAACUCUACACAGAGAAGACUUUUCGGUAUACAUCUUUGAAUAUGACAAAAGAUUUGCCAUAUACGGAGAGGAGUUUAUCUUCUAUGAUUACAAUAAUCCAUUGGAUUUACCUGAAAAAAUUGCCGCACAUAGUUUUGACAUCGUAAUAGCAGAUCCCCCCUACCUUUCCAAGGAGUGUCUCAGAAAAAUGUCAGAAACCAUCAAGUAUCUGACUCGGGGCAAGAUUCUGCUGUGCACAGGUGCCGUCAUGGAAGAAGAGGCAGCAAAACUUCUUGGCGUGAAGAUGUGCAAGUUUAUUCCAAAACACACCCGAACCUUGGGAAAUGAGUUUCGCUGUUACGUGAAUUAUGAUUCUGGGCUAGACCGUGAAAUCUAAAUGCAGAUAGUAAUAUAAUAUGGUAAAGGAUCUUGUGUGACAUUUCUCUCUUAUUAUUUCCUUGGUAGAUUGAAAAGUUAUAACCUCCUCCCCUCCCCUGCAAAGUGGGGCUAUCCCUGGCCUAAUUUUCAAAAUAAAGAAUACAACAUCUCAUUAUGAGUUCCUUAUUGCAGGCAUCUCUCUCAGUUGCUCUUGCCAACUUGAAUGCAUGGAAUUAUAGUGGGAAGAGAUCUUAGAACCUAUCUAAAAUCUGCUCUCCUCAUCUGUACUUCGGUAAAAAACCGAAGUACAAACAGCUUAGUAACUUGACCAACACCUGAAUUAGGACCUGGGCCUCUGCCUCAGGCCAUCUGCCCCCUUAAAAUGGGCCUAUUCUGACUCUACCCAAUAGACCACUGAUUCUUCACAGCAGCUUUCCCGGGGUGUCGUAGGACUUGUGAAGGGGCUGGCCAUCUGCUCCAGCCCCUCAAGGAGACACAACUUGUGUCCAUAAAAGAAGUUGAUAAUCUUUGGAACCUUGAAAGCGUCCUGGAUUUUUCCUCUUCGCGCCGGUUCUUCGAGGGAUGACAGGACGUAGCCCAGGUGCUCUCUGUGAGCUCAAGCCUCUGCACCCUCAACUAACACCGCAGCAAAUGCUCCAAGCCCCCUGAGAACUGACAGUGCCAUCUGCAAACCAAACACUACAGCAAAGAGGAGAUGAGAAGCAUGCUGACUGUUCUAUUUCAAAGAUUAUUCAUCAUUCAUCCACACCACAGAAAAUUACUGAUACCUGCAACUUGGAUGGAUUUCAAGGGCCUUGUGCUGAGUGAAAAAAACCAAUCCCCAAAGGUUGCAUACUGUGUUUCAUUUAUGUAACAUUCUUGAAUAGAGAGCAGAUUGGUGGUUGGCAGAGGUCAAGAUGGGGCUGGGGGAGGAGGAUGGGUGGGACCAGUAAAGGGAGAUCUUAGGGAAAAUGGAACUCUUCUGCACCUUGAUUGUGCAGUGGUUACACACAGCUCCACAGAUGGCGUGACACAGAACACACACUGGCACUCGCACACAACGCUGGUGAACUCUGAGUGAGGUCUGGGCGGUGCGCAGCGUCCAGUUCCUGAUGGGGAAUCUGUGCUUGGUUAAGAUGUUCUCAUUGUGGGCAACUGGGUAAAAGAUACACAAGACCUCUCUGUAGAAUUUUUGCAAUUUCCUGUGAAUCUGGAAUCAUUUCAAAAUAAAAACUUUAAAAAGAGGGAGUUAGGAAUAACACUUCCCCACCUCAGAUGACUUCCUUCGCUAACAAAACAUGAAAGGAAGUGCCAAGCAGAGCUUUAUUUUCUCUCUGACAUGGCUGCCAGCAGGUUUCCACAGAAGCGCUCUGGCUGCCCGGGUGCUCGCGGUGGACAUGGAGGGGGGAGCAGGAUACCCACGUCUGCUCUUGAAAAUCACAGUCUGUGGGGUGGUUACUGCGGCGAAAACCCAGCCUGUCCUGGGGAGCCUCGUGCCCAAGCACCAGUGCUUAGGAAAUUGGGGGGCGGGGGGCUUGCUUCUGUCUUUCUUAGCUCUCGAUGGUCCUACUUUGGGAUAAUUUUUAAUUUACUUUAAAAAUCACUAGGUACUUUUAUGAGACAUUUAUAUUUUUAUCAGUAUAUCAGCACCUGGCCCAUAUGACGUAUUCAAUAAAUGUUCUUUAAAAAAUACCCCUACCUUAUUAUUUCCUCGUGAGUCAGUUCACUGAAAAUCACCUAGGCCAAUAACAAAUUUUAGUAACAAAUCAUGUAUGGAAAUGUCAUGUGUAACUUAGGAACUGUGGGCAAGUUGCAGCCUAGAAAUACAGAAUUGUAGUCACCCUAGAAGUCUAGCGCUUAGAUGAGGAAGAGAAACCUUAUUUCUUCGUGCAAGGUGGAGGAGGGAAGGCUCGGAGCUUGACUCAUUCAACAUUUAAUUACAUUGUUGUAUAAUAAGCAACCCACAUAUGUUUUAUUGCUUUGGACCCCUUGUGAUUUUAGCAAACCUGUGUUCACAUGGGAUCUGCUCCUGGAUCUCAUAAAAGGUCUGCCGCUCCGCCUCUGCGACCCUCAGGGACAGGAGUUGGCUGCCUGACAACACGCCGGGCUGCCGAGCAGACGGGGGGUGGGGCGGGUGCGCACUGCACGGCACGCGUGACACAAGCUUCCUGACUUCUUAGGAGGCAGCCUCACCUCUUACACCCGACCAAAGCACUUAAAACUCAGAAGAAUAUUGUAAGAGACACCUUUUUAAAGUCCUUGCUAAUUCAAAGAUUUGCACUGAGACACAAAAUAACCAUAGCAUGAGUGGAAAGAAGAUAAUUUCUGUGUUGCUGAUAAUUCAGAAGUCCAUGAAAUGACUUAGCGGGGUCGUUUGGGGGUGAUGGGGAACCCUGACAGCUGGAACAAAUGCCAGAGUCACUUGGAAACCCCAUUUCCCAUGAGAACAUCAUGCUCUUCCCUUCCAUUCCUCUCUCAAAUGACCCUCUUCUCCCGUUGCCUUGCUAAAAGACCUGCAGCAAACCGAGAAGUUUGGGUAACGUCGACCCCUGAGUGUGGAACUGUUGGCAUUUGUGAUGUGCUUUGAUUGGUAUUCCCAAAUGAUUUUUUUUUUUAAAUUUUUUAAUUUCUUUAUUCGACAGAGAUAGAGACAGCCAGCGAGAGGCG
Molecule: messenger RNA, 3509 nt
Organism: Ailuropoda melanoleuca (giant panda)
Lineage: Eukaryota; Metazoa; Chordata; Mammalia; Carnivora; Ursidae
Gene: EEF1AKMT1
Product: EEF1A lysine methyltransferase 1
Exons: 5
Coding region: 217-861 (214 amino acids)
Biological process (GO): methylation
Molecular function (GO): nucleic acid binding; protein-lysine N-methyltransferase activity
Source: RefSeq, a predicted model, not a curated record